This is a messenger RNA of Aphidius gifuensis, 972 nucleotides long. RefSeq names its product probable U3 small nucleolar RNA-associated protein 11. The record is from RefSeq and is a predicted model, not a curated record. NCBI's taxonomy places the organism in Eukaryota, Metazoa, Arthropoda, Insecta, Hymenoptera, Braconidae. Gene Ontology annotation, biological process: rRNA processing. The transcript has 2 exons. The coding region runs from base 91 to 855 and encodes 254 amino acids. Gene Ontology annotation, cellular component: small-subunit processome; nucleolus.
UUCCUAUAAAAGCGUGUAUCUACAUUCUACACUUGACGUAAACAACAAGUCAACAAAUAUUUUAUAUAAAUAAUAUAACAAAAUUACAUAAUGUCAAGCUGGAAAAAAGCAGCCAAAACUGGCCAAAAAACUCAUCGAGAACGACAUCAACCAGAAGCAAGAAACUUUUUGGGUAUUUUAGAAAAAAAAAAAGAUUACAAGCUUCGUGCAAAUGAUUAUAAUGAAAAACAAGCUGCCUUGAAACUUUUACGUAAACGUGCACAAAAUAAAAAUCCAGAUGAAUUUUAUUUUCACAUGAUUAAUUCGAAAAUCGAUCAUGGUGGUGUGCACAGAGAAAAAGAUAAAAAAGAAGAACACACACCAGAACAAAUUAAAUUAAUGGAAACACAAGAUCUCAAGUAUGUUGCUUACAAAAGACAUUUAGAAGCUAAAAAAAUUGAAAAAUUACAGAGUCAAUUACAUCUACUUGAUGCAGCAAAUGUUACGAAAAAUCAACAUAUAUUUUUUGUUGAUGAUGCUAAAGAAGAAAAAAAUUUUGAUCUUGCUACAAAACUAGACACUCAUCCAGAUUUAUUAAAUAGACGUACCAACAGACCAAGAUUAUCACGUAUCAAAGACUUGAAAUUACCUGAUUUGAGUCAAGCAACUAUUGCUAAAUUUGAGCAACAAAAACACAUGAGCUAUACAGAAUUACGUAAACGUAUUGAUCGUGAAAAUGCGCUUACUGUUGUACAAGAAAAACUUGAAGCAAGACGAGCCAUUAAAGAAAAAAGAAUCACCAGACCAAAAACAAUACGUCAAGGAAGUCAACAACAUGCUCCAAUUUAUAAAUGGCCAUAUGAACGUAAACGAUAAUAAUUGUAAUUUAUCAGUUAAAUAUAAUAUUAUUUGUUAUAUCAAUUUAAAAUCUCAUUUUUUUUUUUAUUUAUUAAUUUAGUAUAUGUAAUGAUGAAGGAAGUUUGAACUAGUUGA